AUGUCGAAAUCGUUGGAGCUCCCUUGGGUCGAAAAGUAUAGACCGCAUGUGUUGGAUGAUAUCGUAGGGAAUGAGGAAACUAUUGAGCGUUUAAAGAUUAUCGUACAGGAUGGAAACAUGCCCAAUAUGAUUAUUAGUGGACUACCUGGUAUCGGGAAAACCACGUCUAUUCACUGCUUGGCGUUCGAGUUAUUGGGUAAAGAGCACUACCACCAAGCUACAUUAGAGCUCAAUGCUUCGGAUGACAGAGGUAUUGAUGUUGUGAGGAACAAGAUCAAGCAGUUUGCGCAGACCAAGAUUCUGCUCCCACCAGGAAGGACAAAGAUUAUUAUUUUGGAUGAAGCAGACUCUAUGACCCCCGGUGCUCAACAGGCAUUGAGGAGAACCAUGGAAAUUUAUUCAAACACUACAAGAUUUGCAUUCGCAUGCAACCAAUCACUGAAGAUCAUUGAACCGCUACAAUCGCGUUGUGCUAUUUUGAGGUAUAAUAAAUUAUCAGACGAGGAGGUGUUGAAGAGACUAUUGGACAUCAUUAAAUCAGAGAAUGUGCAGUACAACAACGAGGGAUUGCAGGCGCUAAUCUUCAGCGCAGAAGGAGAUAUGAGGCAAGCGAUCAAUAACAUGCAGAGUACGGUUGCUGGGUUUGGCUUUGUCAAUGAUGUCAAUGUGUUCAAGAUUGUUGACCAGCCACAUCCGCUUGUGAUUCGAAACAUUUUAUCAAAUUGUUUGCAGGGUGAUGUUGAUAAAGCACUAGGUUUGCUAGAUGGUCUUUGGCAUAAAGGGUAUUCUGCUAUUGAUAUAGUGACGCUGACGUUCAAAGUGGCAAAGACCAUCCCCAAUGUUGAUGAACUGAAGCGUUUAAACAUGAUUAAAGAGAUUGGAUUUGCCCAUAUGAGAGUUUUGGAAGGUGUCGGAAGUUAUCUACAACUUUGUGGGAUGUAUGCAAAGAUAUGCGAUUUAUGA
Lodderomyces theae is the source of this 963-nucleotide messenger RNA. It is a transcript of the gene RFC4, whose product is annotated as replication factor C subunit 4. The coding region runs from base 1 to 963 and encodes 320 amino acids. NCBI's taxonomy places the organism in Eukaryota, Fungi, Ascomycota, Pichiomycetes, Serinales, Debaryomycetaceae. The transcript has a single exon. The record is from RefSeq and is a predicted model, not a curated record. Gene Ontology annotation, cellular component: Ctf18 RFC-like complex; Elg1 RFC-like complex; Rad17 RFC-like complex. Gene Ontology annotation, molecular function: ATP hydrolysis activity; DNA binding; ATP binding. Gene Ontology annotation, biological process: DNA repair; DNA-templated DNA replication.